AGUGGCUGAAAAAUGUUAAUGACUAUUCACCUGCAUGUCUUCAGGUUGAUUCGACAGCGUGUCUAUGUAGAGUUGAUACGAGCCUCAAAACUGUUGCUGGGGCCAAAAAGUACGUACCUGGAACAAAGCUCUGUCUCCAGCCCGACAUCAAACCAUCCAUUCAUCCAACAAGGAACAAGCCCGCACGAGGAGAUAGAAGCCGGAAUCAAUCCCCUCUACUUCCAGGCCUACCCGAUGACCUUGCCAUCGCGUGUCUCAUUAGGGUGCCACGAGUGGAACACUGUAAGCUCCGCCUAGUCUGCAAAAAAUGGUACAAGCUUCUUUCGGGUAACUUCUUUUACUCCUUGCGUAAGAGCCUCGGAAUCGCAGAAGAAUGGGUAUAUGUAAUCAAGAGAGACCGAGAUGGGAAGAUCUCUUGGCAUGCUUUUGAUCCCAUAUAUCAGCUCUGGCAGCCUCUCCCUCCAGUGCCGAAGGAAUACUCGGAAGCCCUAGGUUUCGGAUGUGCCGUCCUAAGUGGGUGCCACCUUUACUUAUUCGGUGGCAAAGACCCACUGAAAGGCUCAAUGAGACGAGUGGUUUUUUAUAGUGCGAGGACAAAUAAAUGGCACCGUGCCCCCGACAUGCUUCGGAGACGGCAUUUCUUUGGAUCAUGUGUCAUAAACAACUGCUUGUACGUAGCUGGUGGUGAGAACGAGGGUGUUCACCGUACAAUGAGGUCUGCAGAGGUAUAUGAUCCCAACAGAAACCGUUGGUCCUUCAUUUCAGAGAUGAGCACGGCCAUGGUGCCCUUCAUUGGCGUCGUUUACGAGGGAAAGUGGUAUCUGAAGGGGCUCGGGUCACACCGGCAGGUUCUUAGCGAGGUCUACCAACCAGAUACGGAUAGCUGGUUCCCAGUGUACGAUGGAAUGGUCGCCGGCUGGAGAAACCCCAGUGUCUCCUUUAAUGGGCACCUCUAUGCUUUGGAUUGCAAGGACGGAUGCAAAUUGAGGGUUUACGAUGAAGUGACAGAUUCUUGGAGUAAGCACAUUGACAGUAAGAUGCAUUUGGGAAAUUCCCAGGCUCUAGAGGCAGCUGCACUCGUUCCUCUCAAUGGGAAACUGUGCGUCAUCAGAAACAACAUGAGCAUUUCUGUCGUUGAUGUUUCAAAAUCUGACGGUGGCAGGGGUGCAACUGCUGAACAUUUGUGGGAAACUAUAGCAGGAAAAAGCCAAUUAAGGACCAUGGUCACGAAUCUCUGGUCUAACCUCGCAGGGAGGAACCGCCUGAAGAGUCACAUUGUUCACUGCCAGGUUCUUCAAGCCUAGAAACUGUACACUAAACUCAGUUCCAUGGUUAUGUAUUUUCGGAAAUUUCUUGCCUCGGCUAUAUGGAACUGCGUCCAGAUGAGGCCAAAAGCUUGUCAAAAUUGGAUUUGACGAUGUUAAAUGGAUGUGCACUCCAAAUUGAAGCUCAAAUGUCCCACUUUAGAGUCGCUAUAUAUAUACGUGGAUGUUUUACCUUUCGGGGCUUGGAAAAGAAAUUUUGGAAGAUACAUGGCUGGCUUUGGGUAGAGGGCGGGGAUCAAGUGAUGAAAAGCUCAUCUGUAGUUAGCUUGUUUGACUUUCGGGUUUUGCUUUUGUAGACCUUGUUUAUGUUCCCUAUUCAACACUGGUUAUAUUAAAUAUGCUGUGAACUGGUUUGACCUGAUCGUCAAAAGUAAGUCCGAUAUGGUUCAUGAAGGGCA
Molecule: messenger RNA, 1723 nt
Organism: Syzygium oleosum
Lineage: Eukaryota; Viridiplantae; Streptophyta; Magnoliopsida; Myrtales; Myrtaceae
Product: F-box/kelch-repeat protein At1g55270-like
Exons: 1
Molecular function (GO): protein binding
Source: RefSeq, a predicted model, not a curated record